GCUUGUUAUUAUUCCACUGCGCUCUCUAUUUUCAUGCUUCUUGGCGUUCUUCAACAUCACUGCACUGUCAAAAUUUGUUUCCUUUUUGUAAGGUAGUAAUGGCUUGUAGAAUUUGGGAGCUGCUUUACAGGGGAAAUCAUUUUAGAACCAACAAAUCUGCAGCUCUCUGUAUGAACUCAAUGCUUUAUCACUCUUCACAAGAUGUUUCCGACAUGCAAUGGUAUCGGAGUGAGUUUCCAAAGAUAAUGAAGUUGACCCAAUUGCUUGCAAAUGUGGAUACAAUUAAUGGACGACUUAUUGAUGUAAAUAGUAAUUCAACCAUUUUUGAUGAUCAGCUUGAGAAUGAAAUGCGUACAUUGAAGUCUCUUGUCCGAGAGUUUAUUGCGUCUCCAUUUGUUCAGCACAAAAUGAGACGUGUUUUGGCCUCCACCACAAAUACACAACAUGAUACAUUUACCCCUUUCAGUAAAACAACCGAAAGAGAGUCUAUGGUGAUCGAUUCUCUGACUAAGGUGAGCAAUUUUCUAAAUGUUUCUGCUCAACAGAGGAAGGUGGUUCGUUUCAAAGUAUGCCCACAGGUUACGCAGCAUCAUAUAUGGACUGGUGCACUUAAAGAGAGGCUGAAUAAUUUUGCAGUUGAUUUGGAUUCUUUGGGUUCUCAGGGAUUGAAUGAAGGUACUAUAUUGGCUCGGCAAAUUAUUCAUAGCUGCUUGAAAUUUCUGACAGAAACUGCCAGUUUUUCUGACGCCGACUCAUCUUCAUGGAUGAAGUUUUCACCUUCAAAAAUUGUUAAUUCUUCCGAUACCCAGAAAUGGGAAGAUCUUCUUGCAAUGUUCAAUGACCUGAUUAAAUGCUGUAAAAGUGAAACAAGAUUAAAGAUGCAUGUGGCUAAGGUUGAGGUCAUGAAGGAGGGGCUUUUACACAUCAAGGAUAUUACGAUUGAUAACAGUAUUGCAUACAAGGAUGCUCGAUAUCUACAAAUCCUAGUGCAGAAGAAGCUUUCUAAAACGUUAGGCCACUCAUCUGGUUGCUUAUUCACCCUGUUACAGUAUUACCUCUAUGGAAGAGUUACAGAUAUUGAAGUAGACUUGUGUGGUGGGAUUUAUAAAAAUGGAAAUGAUAGCAGGUUUUGCUUGUCUAUGGGAAGAAUUUUGACUUCGGAUAGUGAGAGAAUGGUUGGACGUGGUGUGAAGCAGUUGGAUCGAGCACUCGGGCUUUACAAGUUUGUAUGGGAAACAGCUGGAAUGAAAGGGAAUUUGGACUUGCAAGGCCAUUUGUGGUGUGUUGGAGCAGACGAUAGAAUGCUUAGAUAUAGAGGAAACAUGUAUUUCGUGCAUGGCAUUUGCCUUUGAUCAGAGAUUGCAUUGCAAUACCAUUUUGUUUUAUACUAUGGAUUGAAUUAGUCAUUAGUUAGCAGUGCCAAUGAAACUCAAAUUCAGGAUGUAUUCAGUUGUAGGAAUGGUGGGUUUAUCUCUAGGAGAACAACAUUUCAUCCAAGGUGGCAUUGCUCAGGAUCUUCGUUGUGAUGGUAGAAAGAGAUUGACUUAUCGACCAAUCCAUGUUGAAACUGGAGUCAUUCCUCAGGCAAACGGUUCGGCCAGAAUAAGAAUUGGUGCUACAGAGGUCAUUGCCAGUGUGAAGGCUGAACUUGGAAAACCAAGCUUAUCGCAACCCGACAAAGGGAAAGUCUUUAUAUAUAUUGAUUGUAGUUCGACUGCAGAGCCAGCUUUUGAGGGUAGAGGGGGUGAGGAAUUGUCAGCAGAACUGUCAACUGCUCUUCACUGCUGUCUCUUGGGUGCUAAAAGUGGAGCAGGUGCUGGAAUUGAUCGCACUUCUCUUGUUGUCGAAGGAAAGAUUUGUUGGGAUCUUUAUAUUGAUGGGCUUGUUGUCAGUUCAGAUGGAAAUUUGUUAGAUGCUCUAGGUGCUGCGAUCAAGGCUGCUUUGAGCAAUACCGGAAUUCCAAGCGUCAAAGUUACGGCUGGUGCAGCAAGUGACGAGCAACCAGAAGUUGACAUAAGUGAUGAAGAGUUUCUACAGUUCGACACAUCUGGAGUCCCUGUGAUCAUUACACUGACUAAGGUUGGGAGGGAGUAUAUUGUUGACGCAACGCCUGAAGAGGAAUCACAAAUGAGCUCUGCAAUUUCAAUCUCUGUCAACAAGAAAGGGCACAUAUGUGGUAUAACCAAACGAGGCGGUGCAGGGCUGGAUCCAAGUGUCAUUCUUGAUAUGGUCUCGGUGGCUCAGUAUGUAAGCGGGAAGUUAAUGAAUAAAUUGGAUUCAGAAAUAGCUUCUGCUGAAGCUGAAGAUGAGUCAUGACAUAGAACUUAGUGAUCACUAGGAUUUGUUGUACACUAAUUAUUAUUAUUAUAUUAUAUUAUUCAGUUCUUGACUUGGACAAAA
Trifolium pratense (red clover) is the source of this 2400-nucleotide messenger RNA. RefSeq names its product exosome complex component RRP42-like. NCBI's taxonomy places the organism in Eukaryota, Viridiplantae, Streptophyta, Magnoliopsida, Fabales, Fabaceae. Bases 1423 to 2316 code for a protein of 297 amino acids. The record is from RefSeq and is a predicted model, not a curated record. Gene Ontology annotation, biological process: nuclear mRNA surveillance; nuclear polyadenylation-dependent mRNA catabolic process; nuclear polyadenylation-dependent rRNA catabolic process. Gene Ontology annotation, cellular component: cytoplasmic exosome (RNase complex); nuclear exosome (RNase complex). The transcript is spliced from 9 exons.